Molecule: messenger RNA, 1672 nt
Organism: Pocillopora meandrina
Lineage: Eukaryota; Metazoa; Cnidaria; Anthozoa; Scleractinia; Pocilloporidae
Source: the annotation of a GenBank genome assembly
AUGGCUACAAAGCAAUCUAUAAAACUAUAUGAAGUUGUGGCGGCAGUAGAGCAUGAGGUUAGCUGUCCGGUUUGUUUAGAGGAAUUUCUAGAGCCAAAAUGUUUGCCAAAUUGUGCUCACAAUGUUUGUCAGGAAUGUUUAGAGGAGAUGACAUGUAAAAAUUCAACCAUGACAAGUAUCGAAUGCCCAGUUUGCCGAGUGGAGUCCUUCAUUCCAACCGCCGGAGUUUCAGCGUUUCCAAAGAACCAUCUGCUGGCUCGACUGAUUGAAAAAAAUCCCUCUAGAAAGGCCUAUGAUAAUGAAUUUAUCAAGGAAGCUUUGAAAAGAAGUAGGGAAAAUCUUGAAGGACUAAAGAACGCAAUACAAGAAAUGGACGUCCGCCGAAACUCAAUAAAGAAACAAGCAGAAAAUGUGAAAAAGGAAAUCCAAACUGCAGCAAAUCAUGUUAUUGACAUAAUUCGUGAUCAGGAACAGCAAUUACUUCUUGAAGUUGAUCAGUACAUGAAUAACAAUUACCCCGAAACUACCUUCGACAAACAAAAGGAAAAACUAAAUAAUCUGCUAGCAAAGACCUCCAGCUGUGUUGAAAGCGUCGAGAAGAAGAAAGACGGAGAUAAACGUGGUUUGAGACAGGUGCAGCAUUUAGAAGAGCUCGCUAAAGUUGCUGGUAUUCAAAUUCUUUCAGCAAGGCGAAAAUGUUUUCGAAAAUUUGAACUUACCUUUACGAAGAGCGACUUCUCUUUAGAUAACGAAGAAUCUGUAUUUGGAGAUCUGAGCGUGAAAAGCGGAGAGGUUUGAUAGCGACAAACAUUCACUAGCUGGCCUCAACGAAAGUUUUAGCGACGAAAAAGUCUUAAAACAUAUCGAUGGAGGUAGCAUUAAGGUCCCUAACUUCUUCCCGUUUGCGGUGACGGUGUCAAAGAAAUGCGGAGACAUAGCAGUAUUGGAUGCUGAAAACAAACGCGUGCAUAUUUUUGAUCGAGAGGGAAAUCAUCUCACUCAGUUUCUUUUCAUAUUUGGCGACUUUUGGGACAUUACAUACUCGCACAACGAUGAAAUUGUGGUUUUAAACAGAGAAACUAAUUCAUUGUUGCAUUACGACCGAAGUGGAAAUCUGAAGCGCAAGUUCCCAACGACUCCCAUCCCAAAAGUAAAGUUCACUUUUCUGUCGCACGAUUCAUCUGGGCGUUUGUUUGUGACGUCAAGUCCGAGAUACCAAGAGCUCACCUCCGAAACGAAUUCCUGCGUUCUGGUUUAUAAUGUUAAUGGAAAACUAGAAUGCGUGUUCGGUGAAGGGAAGUUGUCUUCCCCAAAAAAAGCGGUGCUCCUCAACGGAGAAUUAUUUGUGCCUGACGCAGACAGCAAGAGUGUCAAAGUCUUCAGCCUUCAAGGAGAAUUUCGUCGAGAAAUUGGAAAGGGCAUGCUUGAAGAUCUCGCGGGUAUUGCAGUUGAUUCUGAGAAUGGUCGAAUUUUGGUUUGUGAUUGUGAAGGCUACGCUGUGCAUGUUUAUAGCAAAGAGGGAACAUUGGUAAGAACUAUUAGAACAGCAGCUCCACCGGUAGAAAUCGCGUUGUCUAAGGACGGAAAAAAAUUAGUGGUUUGUUUUGACGGGGAUAAGGCAAAAUGUCUACAGAUUCUGUCGUACAGUGAGGCAGUGUUACACACCACCUGA